AUGGAUCGUGAAAGCAUCAUUCCAAGUUCGAAAGAGACUCUAUCCUUCUUUCGUGGCCCCUCGGAGCCAGCGCUCCAGUCAUCAACUAUCGGAUAUAUACUCCAGCGCCAGGCCAUCCAAUUUCCAAACGACAAUGCACUUAUAGUGCCUAAUUCAGCAUAUCGGGCUACUUAUCAGGAGUUGAAUGAGCGCACUCAACUAUUAAGUAGAGCUCUUAUUGCUUCGGGAAUUCAUGUUGGUGACAGAAUUGGCCUCUUUGCGGGCAAUGUCGCAGAGUAUGUUGAAGUAUUCUUGGCGGCAACGCGCAUCGGAGCCAUCGCAGUCCUCUUGAAUACUUCCUAUACUGUAGAUGAGAUCAAGAGUGCUUUGUCCUCUACGGGUUCUUCUAUGUUGUUCAUAAGCGAAUCCCUCGGCAAGCACAGCCAGUCCUCCAAUAUUGCACACUUGCAGAGCAUCAUUGGAUGUGACGGAGCUGGCGAGCUGCCCGAGUUACGACAAUUAGUCGUUAUUCUGAGCUCCACUUCUGCUAAAUCCCCCUAUAAGACGUACGAGACUUUCCUCCAUGAAGGGCUUGAAGUUCCGAUGGAAAAAGUCAAUUCUAUAGAGGUCGAGGUUACUGCAGACAAAACAUGCAACUUUCAGUUUACCAGUGGAACCACCGGUACCCCAAAAAUAGCAAUGCUCUCCCAUUCUAACGUGAUCAACAAUGGAUUUUUGAUUGGAGAUCGGAUUGGGCUUGUCCAGAAAGAUAUCAUCUGCUGUCCAGUUCCACUUUUUCAUGCAGCUGGGUUAGUCCUGGGUCUGAUAGGAUGCUUGACUCAUGGAUCCACGCUUGUAUUGCCCUGCCCUAUGUUCGAGGCCAAGGCAACGGCCGAUAUCCUUCUAUCCGAAAAUUGUACUGGAGUUCACACUGUCCCGACAAUAUUUGCGGCGAUACUAGAGUCAUAUGAGCAGCGUGAUAUCAAGCCACCACCCUUGAGAACCGGGACCCUUGGAGGGGCACCAGUAUCUCCAACACUUCUGAGAAAGCUUCAGCAGGAAUUUGGGAUCAAAGACUUGGGAAUUGGUUAUGGUAUGACCGAAACCUCACCUCUCAGCUAUGUAGGCACGGGCCCUCAGGUAGAUCCCACCGGAACGUGGCUGCAAAUACUACCCCAUACCAUCGCCAAAAUUCAAGGGCAUGAUAGGCAGACUGUCCCAAUUGGCACGCCGGGUGAAUUAUGCAUUGGCGGUUAUCUUCUCCAACAGGGUUAUUACCGAAAUCCCGAAAAGACGAACGAGGCUAUGCAAUUCGACCCCCGUGAUAAUAUUGUUUGGAUGCACACUGGUGAUGAAGCCAUAAUGGACGAGAAUGGGCAAUGCCGCAUCACUGGUCGUAUAAAGGAUAUCAUCAUUCGAGGAGGGGAAAACAUAUAUCCUGCUGAAAUCGAAGAGCGACUCAACUCACACCCAGCAAUCUCAAUGGCUGCCGUUGUGGGAGUCAAGGACGCAAAAUAUGGGCAGGCAGUGGCUGCAUUCCUGCAGCCAUCUAAUGGUGAACAGCAUUUGUCGACGAAGGAAGUCCAAGAAUGGGUGAGGCAGACACUUGGACGACAUAAGGUGCCCACAUGGAUCUUCUACAUGGGAUUUGGGGGUGUACCAGAUGACUUCCCGAAGACUGGAAGUGGGAAGAUAAGAAAGGUUGAUCUAAUGGCUAUCGGCACUCGAAUGUUGCGGAAUUCAAAAUUGUGA
Molecule: messenger RNA, 1731 nt
Organism: Penicillium angulare
Lineage: Eukaryota; Fungi; Ascomycota; Eurotiomycetes; Eurotiales; Aspergillaceae
Exons: 4
Coding region: 1-1731 (576 amino acids)
Biological process (GO): fatty acid metabolic process
Molecular function (GO): medium-chain fatty acid-CoA ligase activity
Source: RefSeq, a predicted model, not a curated record